AUGGAACGAAUUCUUCUCCUUUCUUCCUCAAAACCCCUUUCCAGAGCUUUGAAUGUGACAUUCUCUUCCGCAACCACCUCGAGAUCCUUCUCCUCGCACACUGUUCGGCCGACUCCAGCCCGCGUAUUGUUUCGAAGCGUACCAUCCUCUCGACCUACUCCGUACCGAUGUCUCCAUGCCACUCGCUCAUCUCAGUAUGCGUCAAGUCCACCCAAGUCGCGCGAUCGGGGCCCGAAGAGUGACGAAGAUACACAAACCGACUUUGGGAAUCUGGAUGUCCUGCGGAAUAGUGUAGCCCCCGCAACCUCGAUCGAUGCUUGCACCGGAGAAGGAUUUGCGCUCAAUAAUCAAAUGAGGAUAGGAGGAUGCGGUGUGCUGCUCGUUGGUGGGGAAGUAUUCAGGUGGCGGCCUUGGUUAGUUGGUAAAGAGAAGGAAGAGAAAUCAAGCUCCAACAGCGUUCAUGAUGAGCUGAAGGGCACGCUGAAGAAUGCGAAAGGGCAAUGGGAGGUACAGGACGAAGCCUGGGGUCUUUUCGACCUCCUCUACCCAAAACCAGACCUCCUCAUUAUCGGCACCGGGCCGCACAUGCUUCCAAUCGCACCCAAAGUACGCACCCACCUAAACAACCUAGGAAUACGGCUCGAGAUUCAAGACACUCGCAAUGCUGCCGCUCAAUUCAAUCUUCUAGCGACGGAACGGGGCGUUUCGCAGGUCGCUGCUGCUCUAAUCCCCAUUGGGUGGAGAGAGAGCAAGUAG
This is a messenger RNA of Aaosphaeria arxii CBS 175.79, 756 nucleotides long. RefSeq lists its product as uncharacterized. The transcript is spliced from 2 exons. Bases 1 to 756 code for a protein of 251 amino acids. Lineage: Eukaryota; Fungi; Ascomycota; Dothideomycetes; Pleosporales. Gene Ontology annotation, cellular component: mitochondrial inner membrane. Gene Ontology annotation, biological process: mitochondrial respiratory chain complex I assembly. The record is from RefSeq and is a predicted model, not a curated record.